Messenger RNA from Pistacia vera, 1261 nucleotides. RefSeq names its product cullin-1-like. The record is from RefSeq and is a predicted model, not a curated record. Gene Ontology annotation, biological process: protein ubiquitination; ubiquitin-dependent protein catabolic process. Lineage: Eukaryota; Viridiplantae; Streptophyta; Magnoliopsida; Sapindales; Anacardiaceae. The coding region runs from base 131 to 1081 and encodes 316 amino acids. Gene Ontology annotation, cellular component: cullin-RING ubiquitin ligase complex. Gene Ontology annotation, molecular function: ubiquitin protein ligase binding. The transcript is spliced from 9 exons.
CUAUCUUUCCUGUUCACUUUAAACUUGUGUCCUCUCGCAGCCAUCAUACUUAUCAGCAUCUCUCAAGAACCUAAGCACCAACAAAUUCUCAGAUACUUGUGGGAAGUUGUGUUGAGGAAGGGAGACUCUGAUGUUGAAGUUUAUAUCACUGGAGGAUGGAAUGAUGGUGGUGGAAGAGGCCAUUGUGAAGGCCAAGAAGAUAAUGGAAGGGUACGAAAUGAAGUUCACCGGAGAAGAAUACCAGAGAUUCUAUGAAUGUGUGUAUUUCAUGUGUACUUCCCGUGGUUCUGAUGAAAAGACAGUGCGGAUUUAUGAGCGAUAUAAGAGCUGCCUGGAAGAGAGCAUCAAUAUGGUGUUGCCAUCGUUAAUAAGCAAAACUGAUGUAAAUUUGUUGAGGGAACUUGUGCCAAUUUGGUCAAAUUACAAGGCAAUGGCAAGGUGGCUAUGCCGAUUUUUUGAAUACCUUGACCGCUACUUUAUCCCUCAAAAGAAAGAACUUCCAAACCUUGAUAAACUCUCUGUUAAAGUCUUUCACGAAUUGGUUUUCAAAAAUUUGUAUUGUGAACUCCGGGCUGCUGCAUUAUCAUUGAUCAAGCAGGAACGCGAAGGAUUGCAGAUUGAUCAGGACCUGCUGAAGAAUGUCAUCUUUAUCUUUUCAGAAAUUGAUAAUUGUGGAGAAAUAAAAUAUUAUGCCAAUUUCGAGCAUGUUAUGCUUUAUGAAAGCUCUUCAUACUACGCUCAAUUAAGUUCAGAGUGGCUUUUGUCUGAUUCAUAUGCUGACUAUAUGCAAAAGGCCUUAUGGUGCUUGAAUCAGGAAGAAAAAAGAGCUAGUCAGUACUUGUAUCCUGACACCGGAGUUACGUUGCUACAGGUUGUCAAAUACAGAUUGCUGACAGAACCUGGUCUCAAAUUGGCUGAAAAGAAGCAAGCUGAAAAAAGUGGCUUUGCGACUGAGUUUCAGGACGUUCUGUCGAAAUGUGCCGACUUGAAUCUGGAAGGGGAAAGUUCAGCAUCGACACCUGAAGAAUGGAUGUCUGUUGUUAUGACAAAGGCAACGAAUACACAGUCCAAGUUUAAUUAAGGGUCUCUUACUUGGGUGUUCGUAUAAACCAUUUAAUGUCUUACACUUAGAGAAAAUAAGAUCAAUGUACGUAGUUUACUCAUUGACUAAGUUGGAUGUCAACUUUUAUGAUUGUUUAAACAUCCGACUAAAAGAUAUGUACUAAUUUGUGCAUCAAUUAUAUUAGGUGUGUUCUCUAUG